Phlebotomus argentipes is the source of this 807-nucleotide messenger RNA. It is a transcript of the gene Ho, whose product is annotated as heme oxygenase 2. Bases 88 to 807 code for a protein of 239 amino acids. The record is from RefSeq and is a predicted model, not a curated record. Lineage: Eukaryota; Metazoa; Arthropoda; Insecta; Diptera; Psychodidae. Gene Ontology annotation, biological process: heme oxidation. Gene Ontology annotation, molecular function: heme oxygenase (decyclizing) activity. The transcript is spliced from 2 exons.
CUGAUCAUUGUUAUUUAGAAAGACGACAUUCCCCAACUAAAUCCAGACUUUACUGAAUAUUUGUGUGUUUUUCGGGUCUUGUACUUUAUGAAAAUGGGUGAUAAAGAGUCAUCGUUCACCAAAGAUAUGCGCAAAGCGACUAGAAAUGUGCACAGCAUUAGCGAUGCUCUUGUUAACGCGAAACUGGCUUUCGCACUUUCGGACGAUGGGGUUUGGGCGGAUGGACUUCUGAUUUUCUAUGAAGUCUUCAAGUUUCUCGAGAGAAAUGUCCCAGAAACGAUCCUUCCGGUGGCUUUUCAUCGACGGACUGCUUUCGAAAAGGAUUUGUCGUUUUACCUUGGGAAAGAUUGGGAGAAGAGCUACCAGAUGAGGAAGGAGGUAGCCAAGUACGUGGAGCAUCUGCAGAGCCUCAAAGAGAGAAACGCGAUGCUGUUGGUGGCUUAUGUUUAUCAUCUGUACAUGGGUCUUCUGUCCGGCGGUCAGAUUCUGCAAAAGAAGCGACGACUGGCCAAGAACUUCACCUCCGGUGUCGAUGGGGCUGAGAAUGGAAUGGCAGUGACAGACUUUGGAAGCGUCCCAAUUCAUGAGCUGAAGACAAGGAUGAGGAGAUUGAUUGACCAGCUGGCGCAGAGCUACAGUGACGAGACGAAGAGCCUCCUCAUUGAGGAAAGUGAGAAGGUCUUCCAGUACAAUAACAGCAUCAUCAGAACAGUGAAAGAUGUGAAUAAGGUAGGCUUGAGAAAGUUUCUUUGUUUCUCUGGUCUAUUCUUUAUACUCUAUCUCAUAUACAAAGUCUUUACCACGUAG